AUGGGGAAGCGAAGGUUGAUCAUUUUUACUCGGAACACUCAAAGAAAACAUACUCUGACCUUAGCUUUCGUCGUUUCGAAGUUUCGAGGCAAUGACGAAGGAGAAGAAAAAAGGCAGGAGAGGAGCGGAGAAAAGAAGCGGGAGAAAAGUGCGGAAAAAAGUCAGGAAAAGACUCCUGAAAAAACGGACAAAUCACCAGACAAGGGUGCUAGCAAGUCGCCAGACAAGCCGUCCUUGGAGGUGGAAAGAACCAUAAGAACAAGAUCCAUCUUAUCAAAAAUUUCACCCAGUACAUUUUCCUCGCUGGCAAACCAAAUGAUUCCUGGCUUUGGUGCUACGGGCAAAGGUGUGGUGCAAGCACCGGUACCCGUGGAAUCGAAACGGGUACAAAAUGUGAAGAGAUUUUUCUUUCGAGUCAAAGAAAGCAUUGGUUUAGUGGAGAAGACAGAAGUUUCUAAAGCGUUCACCGAUUCUUUGGCUCAUCUUGAUAAGUACAAGUUGUGUCUUGACAUUCUUGCCGAUGCUGUAUCUGGGGCAAUACAGGAGAAUCCCUCAUACCGCAAAGAAGAUUUUAAAAUGGAGUUGAUUCCACCACCAAACGAAGAGGAGAAUGAAAAGGUAGCUAACGCUCUGGAUAAUUCCCCCGGAUUAGAGGACUACAAGAAUCAAAAAGCACAAAUAGAUUCAUUUUUAAAACAAGGCAGAGAACAUCGCGAAUAUAUUCGACGAGCACGACGUUCACUGCAUAACAUACGCACAUUUAUUCAAUAUAACUACUGGGUUAUAGGAGAGCAACGAACAGAAUUAGAUACACUACGAAGAGAUAUGGAUUUCGCAAAGUCCGAACUAAAAGCAGCAAAAGAUGCACAACUGAUCGCUCUCAAGAAUCAGAUCUAUCAAGUAGCAGUGAAUGCAUUCGAAGAAAAGCUAAAGAAGGUGACAGGGCUGCUCGAUGAGCUUCCACGGCAUAAGGAAUCUCAUAUAGCAGAUCUUGUAGAAUGGGCAAAUUGCACAAAACUAUACCAUGAGCGAAUGGCACACAUUCUGGAGGAGUACGAAAAGAGCUAA
Messenger RNA from Necator americanus (New World hookworm), 1068 nucleotides. RefSeq lists its product as uncharacterized. The transcript is spliced from 11 exons. The record is from RefSeq and is a predicted model, not a curated record. Bases 1 to 1068 code for a protein of 355 amino acids. Gene Ontology annotation, cellular component: cytoplasm. Gene Ontology annotation, molecular function: protein binding. NCBI's taxonomy places the organism in Eukaryota, Metazoa, Nematoda, Chromadorea, Rhabditida, Ancylostomatidae.